AUGUCGGCAACCAAAAUUCACAACAGUUAUAACGAUGUACCAUCAGCAGUUUUACAUAUUAGAUCAAUUCCACAAGGUACAACAGAAAAUGAUUUAUUUAAAAUUACAUUUGAUCAUAAAUUUGGAAAAUGUGUUUCAGUUAGAAUUUUAGAAAGAUUUCAUCAAGCACUUUUAGAGAUGGAUUCAGUUGAGAGUGCAACCAGACUUUUGAAAUACAGCCAAAAGAAUUCAUUACUUUUACACGGUAAACCAGUUCAAAUCUCUUUCUCAAAAAGUCAAUCAAUCAAUCAACCAACACCACAAUCACCAACCAAUACCACCACCACCACUAAUACUACCUCAUCAUCAUCAUCAUCUCACCGUUCAUCACCAUCAUCAUCAUCUUAUAAUGGAUUACCACAAGCUGGUAGUCGUCAAUCAAAUUUUUCACCAAAUACAAAUAAUAGUGCACCAAUUGCAGGUACAGUAUUAUUAAGUACAAUUGAAAAUCCAGGUUCAAACAGUAUUACAAUCGAUCACCUUUAUCAUGUAUUCUCUUCAUGUGGUGAGGUAUUGAGAAUCGUUAUGUUUAACAAGAACAAUUUACAAGCCCUCAUUGAAUUUUCAACUGUUGAAAGUGCACUCCAUGCAAAGAAAACACUUUCAAAUCAUAGUCUUUUCCAUGGUGGUCAAUGUACAUUGAAAUUAGAGGUCUCAAAAACUGAUCGUUUAAAUAUCACUCAAAAUACAGACAGAGCAAAGGAUUUCUCAAAAUCAUUACCAACAGUUAAUCAAUCAUCAUCAUCAUCAUCACAACAACAAUCUUAUUAUCAAUCUAAUGGUAAUAAUAACAAUAAUAAUCAACAACAACAACAUAGUAAUAAUCAUCACCACCAAUCAUCAUCAUCACCAUCUCAAGGCAGUCAUCACCAUCAUCACAAUAAUAACAACAACAAUAAUCACCAUAGUCAUCAUCAUUCAUCACCAUCACAACAUCCACAUCAUAGUGGAUCAGUUUCAACUAAUCAACAAAUUGGUAAUCAUCAUAGUCAUCAUCAUGGACAUAACCAUCAUGGUGGUAGUCAUCAUCAUCAUAAUCAUCAAAAUGGUGGCAAUAUUGGUCAUCAUAGAACCACAGUGUUAUUAGUACAUGGUCUUGAUGAAGCUGUUAUGACAUGUGAUCGUAUUUUCAAUCUUUUCUGUGUCUAUGGUAACGUACAAAGAGUAAAGAUUCUUUCAUCCAAAAAAGGUGCAGCAUUGGUGCAAAUGGAAGAUGUUCAACAAGCAGAAGCAGUCAUUAGAUUCUAUCACCAAAUGCCACUAUUCAAAGAUACCCUUCAAAUCAAUUACUCCAAACAUCUAUCAAUCACAGAUUCUCACAAUCCAGAAUCACCAACACUCUCAAAGGAUUUUGCUCAAUCCAAUUUGAAUCGUUUCACUCAUCCAAUCAAUACCUACAAACAUUUGUAUAAACCAUCACAAACUUUAUACUUUUCAAAUGUUCCAAAGGAUUUCACAGAGACAAAUUUCAAUCAAUUAUUCCAAUCUUUAAACCUUCAAAAACCAGUUGGUUUCAAAAUCUUCUCUGCUCAAUUGGCCCCUGGUGCUUCAUCAGUACCAACUGUCGCUUCACCAACCACUCCAACUGGUGUUGUCACUGGUGUCUCUUCACCAAGUGUCAAUGGUGGCGGUGCUGGUAGUGGUGCUUCAACUGUUGGUACAAACAUUGCCAAUAACACUACUACCUCUGUAAAUGGAAUUAGUAGUAAUAGCUCAACACCUGAACCAUCAAAACAUGCCGAUAAAAUCGUUGGUCUUUUAGAGUUCUCUUCACCAGCUAAUGCAAUCGAUGCUUUGGUACUUUUAAAUAACUCUGUUUUACCAAAUUCAAAUCAUAUGGGUUUAAGACUUUCAUUUAGUAACUCUACAGUUUUACCAAAAUCUUCAACAAGUAAUAAUAAUAAUAAUAAUACUAAUAACACCACCACCACUUCCACCAACACCAAUAAUAAUAAUAGCAACAAUAUCGCCUCACCACAACAACCACAACAAUUCCAACAACCACAACAACCACAACAACAAUCUCCAACAACUCAAAAACUUUUUUAA
Messenger RNA from Dictyostelium discoideum AX4, 2088 nucleotides. RefSeq lists its product as hypothetical. The transcript is spliced from 2 exons. Gene Ontology annotation, molecular function: nucleic acid binding; RNA binding. The record is from RefSeq and is a predicted model, not a curated record. Gene Ontology annotation, cellular component: nucleus. The coding region runs from base 1 to 2088 and encodes 695 amino acids. Gene Ontology annotation, biological process: mRNA processing. Lineage: Eukaryota; Evosea; Eumycetozoa; Dictyosteliales; Dictyosteliaceae.